Molecule: messenger RNA, 3158 nt
Organism: Pygocentrus nattereri (red-bellied piranha)
Lineage: Eukaryota; Metazoa; Chordata; Actinopteri; Characiformes; Serrasalmidae
Gene: melk
Product: maternal embryonic leucine zipper kinase
Exons: 18
Coding region: 169-2187 (672 amino acids)
Biological process (GO): intracellular signal transduction; protein phosphorylation; microtubule cytoskeleton organization
Cellular component (GO): cytoplasm
Molecular function (GO): tau-protein kinase activity; ATP binding; protein serine/threonine kinase activity
Source: RefSeq, a predicted model, not a curated record
GUGGGGUCUGAGGUCUGAGGUCUGAGCUGGUCGGGCUGUGGAGGACCGUGUCGUCGAGGUGAAAACACCCUUAGUUUUCCACUUUAAAGACGGAGGAUAGGCCGCUUCAAACUCGACGCUGACCCGGUUUUCACUCACGGAGACAAGCGGUGUAAGCUGUUUGUGAACAUGCCUGUGGACUACACCUCUGAGCUCCUCAAGUACUAUGAGGUUUAUGAGACCAUUGGGUCAGGCGGUUUUGCUAAAGUCAAACUAGGCAGGCACAUUCUGACAGGCGAGAAAGUGGCCAUCAAGAUAAUGGAGAAGAAAGACCUUGGGGAUGACCUGCCUCGUGUAAAGACGGAGAUUGAAGCUAUGAAGAACCUCAGCCAUCAGCACGUGUGUCGCCUUUAUCAUGUCAUUGAGACGAACAGCAAGAUAUACAUGGUGCUUGAGUACUGUCCUGGAGGAGAGCUGUUUGAUUAUAUUGUAGCCAAAGACCGGCUAUCUGAGGAGGAGACUCGAGUGUUCUUUCGUCAGAUCGUUUCAGCUUUGGCCUACGUCCACAGCCAGGGGUACGCCCACCGUGACCUCAAGCCGGAAAACUUGCUGAUUGACGAAGAUCACAACCUGAAGUUGAUUGAUUUUGGCCUCUGCGCCAAACCAAAGGGCGGUUUGGGUUAUGAACUGAUGACCUGCUGUGGAAGCCCAGCCUACGCAGCUCCAGAACUCAUCCAGGGCAAGUCAUAUAUUGGUUCUGAGGCAGAUGUUUGGAGUAUGGGUGUGCUGCUGUUUGCUCUUCUCUGUGGCUACCUCCCAUUUGAUGACGAUAACUGUAUGGUCCUCUACAGAAAAAUCACAAAAGGCCAUUAUGACAACCCCCGCUGGCUCUCUCCUGGUAGCGUACUGCUCCUAAACCAAAUGAUGCAGGUGGAACCAAAGAGGCGUUUGACGGUGAGGCAGCUGCUGGACCAUCCGUGGGUGAUGAAGGGCUACAGCAGUCCCGUGGAGUGGCACAGCACGCGCCCGUUGGGUCACAUAGAUGAAGACUGCAUCACUGAGAUGGCUGUGUCGUUCAAACAGUCCAAGCAGAGAACCGUCCAGCUGGUGUCAGAGUGGAAGUAUGACCACACCACAGCCAUGUAUCUGUUACUGCUGGCUAAGAAGCAACGUGGCAGGCCAGUGCGGCUCAGAGUGGACGUUCCAGUGCAAGACCUUGCCUGCUCCCCUCUGCAAGAAAUACAGUUGAAGAAGAGUCUGCAUUUUAAUGAGGAUGAUGACGAUGACUAUGAUGAUGAUGAUGGUGUGCACCGGGGCUCCAUGGUUUUCCCUGCCGAUUGCUACGACGACGACAACGCGUGGAUCCCCCUAACGCCCAAAAGCACACAGACUGCACACACUCCACGCACAAAACCCCCCUAUCAGUCAUCUGAAAAGAGGCAAGGCGAGGUAGGCCAGUCCCCCGUCAUUGACCAAAGGAAGCCACGCCCACGGAACACAGAGAAACGUGAGCGCACCAGAGAGAAUAAAGAGAAUUUAACAGUGUCCAGUCGAGACGGGAACGGGUUUGCUCUGCCAGCUCCUGUAACUCCAGUGUCCAGCAGGAAAGGACGGCCCAACAAAACAGCUCAGUCUACACCCGUUAACAACAACAUCAUACAUACAGCUGAAACACAGAGAGAAUCGUCCCACAGGAGGGCAGCGGAGCAGCAGCAGAGUGGUCAGCAGGGAGGAGUGGAGAUCCUGGUCUUGAGUCCAGAGAGAAGGUCACGCUCUCUGGACAUGGCGGGUUGCCAGCUUGACAGCGGGCAGAAGCGUAAAGCAGGGAAAGUGUUUGGCAGUCUGGAGAGAGGCCUGGACAAAGUCAUCACCAUGCUGACCCCGAGCAAGAAGAGAGGCCUGCGGGAUGGACCGCGCAGGAUAAAGGCACAGUACAACGUGACGUUGACCAGCCAGACUAAUGCAGACCAGGUGCUGAACCAGAUCCUCAGCGUCUUACCAGAGAAGAAUGUGGACUUUGUUCAGAAAGGCUACACGCUGAAGUGUCGUACGCAGUCAGACUUUGGGAAGGUGACGAUGCAGUUUGAGCUGGAGGUGUGCAUGCUGCAGAAGCCCGAGGUGGUGGGCAUCCGACGACAGAGACUGAAAGGAGACGCCUGGGUGUACAAACACCUUGUGGAAGACAUCCUGUCUACGAGCAGCAUCUGACCGCACCUGAUCUGUCUGUCCACGCGGUCAGCUCCUGAGUUUGACUCGUCCAGAGUCUGACAAGCUCCUGGCUUGAAUGUCAUUUUUCACUGGCAUUUAGUUUUGGAUGCAGAACUUGGUCAUCCACUGACAUUGGAGUGUCUUCUGUCUCACAGUCAUUCUGUUUUACAUGCCAUGUAUUAGUGUGUAUUGUUUUACAUCAGUUAGACGAGUAAUGCAAGUGUAUUCUCUGUUUUGUCCAUAGAUAUGAAUCGUGCACUUUUUCAAUAUAUGGAUUCCAGUUCAUGUAAAUAUGGAAAACCACGCAAUGCAACGUCUUUUAAAAAUCAACUACUUUUUAUCCUGUUUACUUUCUGCAGAUUUUAGCAACGUCUUCUGUCGUUUGUUCAUUUUACUCUGUUCUUGCAUCCUCUCUUCUUACAUGUAUAUUACUUUACCUUUCAGCAUGUUUGCUUGUCUACAGUCCAGUUUUAUGUUAAUAUUAACAGUAAGAUUUGUAGCAAAAUAAAGCAGUUUUAUGAAAAGUGUCAUUUUAAGCUAGUUGUGUAAUCUGUGUAUAAUUUGUCUUCAUUGAUGUAAGAUACAUAAAUUCAGAUGUGUCUAUAGUACAUGGCUGAUGCUUUUGAAGGGUUUAGGACUGAACAUGUAGAAACAGCAAGGAGAAAUUCAUUUUUAUGUAACAUUCAUUUCUGAAUGGGUUUUUGAAUGAUGGUUGCAUCCUAAUUUUAAAAGUAUUAAUGCCUUGAAUUCAGUUCUGAUUUCUCCACAAUCCAUUCUUUUUAAUUAUAAAUCAAAAACGGUUGCUGCACAAAUGAGAAAUGGUGAUGAAGUGCUGGAAAUGCGUAUGUUUACUGAAUUUCAAUGCCAGCCUUGAAUAUCAGUUACCAAAUCAUGUUUCUUGGUUGUACAGUAUUGUUAAAACAUUGAUCGUGUUUUAUAAGCAUUAAUAAACGUGUCGUAUUUAUAGACUU